Messenger RNA from Gastrolobium bilobum, 1938 nucleotides. RefSeq names its product protein GAMETE EXPRESSED 1-like. Lineage: Eukaryota; Viridiplantae; Streptophyta; Magnoliopsida; Fabales; Fabaceae. The record is from RefSeq and is a predicted model, not a curated record. The transcript is spliced from 6 exons. The coding region runs from base 1 to 1794 and encodes 597 amino acids.
AUGGGUCAUUGGAGUCAUCUUCUUGUUUUUAUUUUGCUUUCUUUCUCAUUAAGAUGCGAGUCAUCAUGGGGUUGGUUUUCAUCAUCUAAAGAGACUCCGUCUAGUGAUAGAUCAUAUGCCAAUGAGGGUACAUUUAGAGGUUCUAGUGCUGAAUUUUCCAUUGAAGGCUUCAACAACCAAAGGGGAAUGAAGUUAGUAGAGAAUGCAAAAAAGAAAAUGGUUGGCUCAAACACAUGUUGGCAACUUGCUUAUCAACAUCUUUUUGCUGGGUGUUCUGAGAUACUGGCUGCUGAUGAGAAAAGGUCUAGACUUGCUUGGCAUCUAAGUGAUUGCUUUCAGAGGGAUUCUGGAAGGCUUUCCUUUCCCCAUUGUGAUCCCAAAUCUUCAAUGGCUACAUGCCUUAGAACCUUAGAUGACCUUGCCCAUAAGGUUUACCUUGAAUUCUACCUUGAAACCAACUCCAUUUGUUAUCAGCUACAGGCUCAUGCAUUCAAACAUGAAACAGAGAGACUUGUGACUGAACUGAAAAGUUCUGCACAAUAUGCUGAGGACAAGUUAGAUAGCAUUGAAGAGAAAUCAGAACAACUAUUACAUGGCUCAAAACAAAUUCAUGAUUCUCUCAAUUCAAUUGAUAUAUACACACAACAAGUAGCUCAAACUGCUAAAAGUGUGGAAAGUCAUAUAGAUGUUGUAUUAAGGCAUUCAGAGAGUGUUUAUGAGCAAACUACUAAAAUUGCAGCAUCACAAUCACAGCUAAAAGAAGGACAAGAGGAUAUGAAGAGGAAUUUGGAGGAAGGGGUAGCAAUGCUCAAGGACUCUUACAAUAAUUUGGGCAAAGAAAUAGAAAUGUUAAGAGAUGAAGCCAUUGAGAUUGAGAAUGAGGUAAUUAAAGUUGGAGAUGCUAUGUCAUCAAAGAUGAGCGACCUGCAAAUCAAAGCUGAAGAUAUUGGGAAUAUGGCUGGGAUUUCCUUAGGCAAGCAACAACAACUUUUAGAUGGACAAUCCACAGCACUCAAGGGUCUAGAUUCAUUGAAUGAAUUUCAAUCCAAAGCACUGGAGGAGAGCAGGAAAACCCUGCAAUAUUUUGCUGAAUAUGGGCAUAGACAACAUGAAGAGCUUCUUCAGAGACAGGAACAAAUUAAGGGACUUCAUGAUUGUUUAAUGGAAAAUUCAAAAUCAAUAUUGUCUGCCCAGGAAUCUUUUGAAUCAAAGCAAGCUACUAUGUUUAUUGCUUUGGACAAGAUUUUUGCUUUGCAAAAUGCCAUGUUGCUUGAAUCGCGAAUGAUUAAAGCUUUCUUCAUUUAUUCCAUAUCAAUCUUCGUCAUCUUUAUGUUGACCAGUACAAAGCAAACAUACAAUGUCAGGCAUUUGCUAUAUAUUGGGCUUUGUGCUACUUUCUUCAUGGAAGUAUUCAUUAUUCGUUUAACUAGUGAUAACAUUGAGCAACAAACCUGGAUUAUAAACUUGCUCCGAUUAUUUUUCAUGGUAGCUGCUUCAGUUCAACUUGUAUAUGCCAUUUGCACAUACAGGAACUAUGAGUUGUUGAACCAUCACAUGCUGCUAACUUUAAUUAACAAGGUCAACAGCAUGCAGAAACAAAAGGAGUUGUCGUGGGACAUGGACACAGAUUAUGAUGUGGAUUGGUCUCAAUGGGUAGAUACCGAUUUACCUGAUGAUGUGAAUUGCCUUGAUGAUCCUGACUUUAUACUUCCAGAAAAAGAGGGACAGAAUUCAAUCACAGCCUCUGCAAAUACAAAAUGUUAUAAUCUACGGUCGCGCAAUCGUUUUCAUUGAUUGUUACCACCAGGCACUACUGGUUCAGUAAUCAGAGUUUUGAAGUCAUCUUUGCACAUUACUGUGUUCCAUUAAUUUGUUUCAUGAUUCUGGACAAUAUACGUAACUUGUAAUUUCACAUAUGAAGGUUUGUAUAUAUACAUU